Molecule: messenger RNA, 1282 nt
Organism: Cucumis melo (muskmelon)
Lineage: Eukaryota; Viridiplantae; Streptophyta; Magnoliopsida; Cucurbitales; Cucurbitaceae
Product: two-component response regulator ARR10-like
Exons: 6
Coding region: 11-1282 (423 amino acids)
Biological process (GO): phosphorelay signal transduction system; cytokinin-activated signaling pathway
Molecular function (GO): DNA binding
Source: RefSeq, a predicted model, not a curated record
UUGUAAAACAAUGGAAGCUUUUGAUAAUCGCAUUAUUCCAUUAGAGGCCGAAGAAGACGAUCAAUUUCCUAUUGGUUUAAAAGUGCUUGCAAUUGAUGCCAAUAUUGUUUGCCUUCGUUAUCUUGUUCACCUCCUUCAAAAAUGUCAAUAUAAAGUAAGUGCAACAACAACAGCUGAGGAAGCAAUAAGGUUGCUAAACGAUGAGAAACAAACAUUCGAUAUUGUUAUUACUAAUGUUGUACGACACGACAUGGAUGGCUUCAAAAUCCUUCAAGUCAUUGGUGUUGGAAUGGAUAUUCCAGUUGUUAUGAUAUCAGCUAAUGACGAUUUGAAGAUGAUGAAGAGGGGACUUAUGGAAGGAGCUGACCUCUAUUUAUCAAAACCUGUCGGAUUACAAGAUUUGAAAAAUAUUUGGCAACUGGCUUUGCGUAAAAGAUCAUCUCGUAAAAGAUCGAACCCUAAUCUUUCGCUAUCGGAACAACCUGCAGUAGAAGAACAUCGUUAUCCCAUUGAAAGGGUUACAAUGAAUCAAGAUUAUGUGGGUGAUCAUAUUAUUAAUAAAUUAGAUGAUGAUAAUGAUAAUAAUAAUCUUGUCGAUUCAUCUUCUUGUUCAAAGAAGAGGCCACGAGUAAAUUGGACAAAGGAGUUGCAUGCAAAAUUCGUUGAAGCUUAUGAGAAAUUAGGAGAAAAGGAGAGAGUCCCAAAUAACAUAUUGAAGUACAUGAACGAUCCUAGAUUGACACGAGAGAAUGUGGCGAGUCAUCUUCAGAAACACAGAGAUACGUUGAGAAAGAAGAAAGCAAGUGGAGUCGGAAAAUUAGGAAUUCAAAGAAAUUUAUAUGAUAAAAAUCCAACAAAAGCCUCCACAUUAUACAAUUCGAUGAACCAUAUGAACAAAGUUUCAAAUUUGGGGCCUCAAUUUCUAAUAAGCAAUGGCCAAGGGAGUCAGACUUGGACGACGGCCGGAAGUUGCUAUCCGGUGCCGGAAUUCAAACAGUUUAAUUUCCCAUCCUAUACUUCAACUUCAAAACCGUUUGAUGAUGAUGAUCAUAAUCAGUAUUUCUUGGGAGGAUUUGAUGAACCAAUUAACAAUAGUUCUUAUUAUCCUUCCUUGAAAACUAAUUGCGAUUUCAAUUCAACUUCUCAAAUUUUUGUUGGACAUUAUGCAAUUGAAAAUCAUACUGAUGAUGGUGCAGGACAAUGUUAUCAAAUGCAAUUUAAUGCUGGAAAUUCCUUCGAAAGCUUAUUAAUGGAUGGCGAGCUUUCUGACAUUUUCAAAUAA